GUCAUUUAUCGACAGCUAGACGUACACUGAAUAUUCUUGUAUUUACAUGAAUAAGUGUUUUGAAUUGUGAUCAAGUGGUGAAUUAAAUCGUUAUCAAAAUGCGAUUAUUGUUAUUGGCAGUGAUCUGUUAUUCCCUUUUGCCAUUAUUUCAUACAUACGUCCAUAGAUUCGCGGAUAGAUAUGUGAGUUUUGACGAGCCGUGUACGAUACAAGCAGAUGAUUUACAAUAUGCAAAUGAAUCAUGCACGAAAAAUCCUUGGACUAUUUGGAAUACUUUUGGUGAAAUUACUGAAUUGCAAAUCAUAGGCAAAAAUAGUACAGUGCCCAGACGUUUUGUAGAAAAAAUACCGAACGUGGAAUCACUCAGAAUUCGAAAUAAUAGUUUAACAUCAAUCGAUGGAAUGUCAAUAUGUCAAUGGAAACAAUUGCAAUGGAUUGACGCCGAUUUCAAUAGUUUGGGAAAAUUGACAAAUGGUUUUCUGUUCCAUUGCAAGCAGCUGAAUAAACUGUUGCUUCGCAAUAACAAAAUCAAGGAAAUCGAAUCCGACGCAUUCAUCGGCUUAAAAUCGUUGCGAUAUUUGGAUCUAUCAUCAAACAAACUAACUUAUUUAGAUAAAAAUGUUUUUAAACAGUUAAAAAAAUUGGAAAAUUUGAAUUUGAAUACGAAUCGAAUCCAGAAAAUAGAUUUUGAAUUAUUUCGAUAUAACAUGUUGAUUGGCGUUUUGAGUUUAAGCAAUAAUGAUUUAAAAACGAUUCCAUCUGAAUUAUUUCUAUUGUUGGAAUAUAUAGAAGUUUUUUUUGCUAAUAACAAUCCAAUGUUAGGCAGUAUCGACAUGAGACAUGCGGAUUCGUUGAAGGAAUUGAGCAUAGCCAAUGCGUCCCUGACUAAACUUUUUAUACCAUCAAAUGUGCAAGAGGUGUAUCUAGAUAAUAAUCAAAUAUCUCAAAUAUUCGUUGAACCAAACAACACAUUAGUUGAUUUGAGUCUGGGAGGUAAUCGCAUUACUAGUCCACUACUUGAAGGAAACUUCAAUCAUUUGAAACGUUUAUCUUUGCAUGAAAAUCCAAUACCAUUACAGUCAAUAAAUGACUUAAGCGUUAUUAGAAUAAAAACAAAAUAUCCAUCGAUUACAUUUUUAUCCAUACCAACUAUAGACGAUAGGAAAGCUGAAAAAAUGAUAUUGGAAGCGGAAGAAAACCAAAUUGUUUUCGCAAUAGAUCGCAAUCGAAACGAUUUACGUUUUGACAUUCUAUACGAUUUGAAGUAUUUACAAUUUGAGAACCAAAAUUAAAAGUUUUUUAUAACAUCUUCAAUAAGAAAAUACUUCACAAACAAGUGGAAAAAUCUUAUCGUUGCAAAAACAAAUGAAUAAUACUGUACCAAUCAGAUGGUUGGGUUUUUAUUUAAGAAAAAAAUUAUCUAAUAAAUACUUUUUCUAUCAUUUCUAUUUCAUUUGCAAGAAGUCUUCAGCUAAUUUUCUUGCAUAUUAUAUCUAGGUAUAGAUGACGAUGUUACCAUUAUAAACAUCAAACCCCCCUAUCUUCACUUUGUUCAGCUAAACAAUCUUGUGGUUAGUCGGUGAUUUUAUCUAUAACUGU
Contarinia nasturtii (swede midge) is the source of this 1599-nucleotide messenger RNA. Its product is annotated as relaxin receptor 1-like. Gene Ontology annotation, molecular function: protein binding. Lineage: Eukaryota; Metazoa; Arthropoda; Insecta; Diptera; Cecidomyiidae. The coding region runs from base 99 to 1292 and encodes 397 amino acids. The record is from RefSeq and is a predicted model, not a curated record. The transcript is spliced from 2 exons.